CACUUUGAUAUUGUUUUUCUUCUCCCUUGAUCUAUUCUUUUGUCUUUGUUUUCAUGUUAUAUAUAUAUGUUUUGUUUUCAUGAAAUAAAAGGUUAGGGAAAAACAUUAGAGUGAAGAACACAGCUAGUGUUCCUCACCAACCGAACGUUAACAUUUGGCGACCCUGGCUAAACAACAAGCUUAACAACGGAUGACCCUGGCCAACAACAUCGUUUGCACUUAAACAUUUACAACAACUCGAAUAGGAUAUUGCUUAUUAUUAUAUGACAUAGAGCUUCUAUUAUAGAAACUCGAACAAUAAUAUUUUUCUAAAGCCUCUAAGAUAAAAGAGACUUGAUAUUACACUCGAUUAAGAGCCUCCAAGAACGAGACUCGUCUGUGAUUUCUUCAAAUUACGUCAUACCAAUUUAAAUCAAUAAACAACAUAAUGUUUCAUUGACUUAAAUAAAUUAUAAUCAGAAAUUCAAAAAAAAAAAACAAAUUUCGUUCAUUCUUAUUCAAUUAUUCAUUAUUUGUAACUCGAUUCGUUUUUUAUUCAAUUAUUGAAUCACUGGCCAUCAUAUUUACUUAUUUCUAUAUACAAUAAUUUCAUAACGGCUUCCGGAACAAGAUUUCAAGUUAAGAAAAAUAAUAGCAAAUUAUUUCCAUAUACUAUUAUUACAAAUUCAAAAUCUCGUACACUUUCACAUACCAAUUCAAUUGAAAUGGAAAAUACUGCAGCAAAUGGUGCUCAUUUCGGCAGAGAUAAAACGAUACAUAAAAUUAAACAACGUUAUUUUUGGCCAUCAAUGUACAAAGAUAUUGAUAAUUAUAUUAAAUCAUGUAUUCCAUGUGCACAAUUUAAUCCUCGCCGACAAAAAAAUCCUGUAUCAAUGGAUUUUCAUGGACCUAUUACUCCGACAUCACAACGUGGAAAUAAAUAUAUUAUAUCUCUUACUGAUGUUUUAGCAAAAUUCGUCGUUACAAAGACUGUACGUGAUAAUACAGCUCAAACAGCUAUUAGAUUUCUUAAAGAAGACAUUAUUUCAAAAUUUGGAACUCCUCGUCGUAUUCUUACUGACAAUGGAACACAUUUUACUUCAACAUUGAUGGAUGAAUUAAUUGAACAAAUUGGAGCUACACAUUUAUAUUCAACACCAUAUCACCCUCAAACAAAUGAUUGGGAUGAUCAAUUACCAUUUGUUACGUUUAAUUAUAAUGCUUCAAUUCAUUCAUCAACAAAACAAAUACCAUUCGAAAUGAUGUUUGGUCGAUUACCUGUUUUACCAUUCGAUUAUCAAGAUGCAAAUGUUACACUUACACAUGAUUCAGAAUAUGUUAAAAAACUUAAUCAAUUCUUAUCAAAAUUAAAUGAACAAGCAAAACUUAAUAUUAUAAAAAAUCAAGAACGAUACAAACAGCGCUAUGAUACAAACCGUUCUGAUCCAUUAUACAAUAUUGGCGAUUUAGUUCUAGUUAAAACACUCAGUAUGCGCCACAAAUUUGAUAUUCGUUAUGAAGGACCAUUUAGAAUUAUUGAAAGACUCACACCAAAAACAUUCAUUGUUCAACACAUCAAGAAAUCAACCUUACAUCGUCAAGUUACAACUGAUGUGUUAAUUCCAAUAUUCGAACGAAUUUAUUAA
Rotaria sordida is the source of this 1625-nucleotide messenger RNA. The record is from the annotation of a GenBank genome assembly. NCBI's taxonomy places the organism in Eukaryota, Metazoa, Rotifera, Eurotatoria, Philodinida, Philodinidae.